Messenger RNA from Adineta steineri, 1185 nucleotides. The record is from the annotation of a GenBank genome assembly. Lineage: Eukaryota; Metazoa; Rotifera; Eurotatoria; Adinetida; Adinetidae.
AUGUUACUCAAAAAUAACUUUUAUUUAAUUCAAAUUGUCUUCCUGAUUGCAGUUCUACAUGCAAGAUUCUGCAAUGCUAGAUACUCUAACAUUCUCAAGCGUGCACAACUUGUGCAUAGUUCGUCAGAAGGAUCCAUCACAGACAUUGCCGGUAUACUAGUUGGUCAAAGUUCAAAAUCAGAACGUGCCACCGGAUGUACUGUCAUACUAUGUAACACGACGUGUGUUGGUGGUGUCGACGUCCGUGGAUCAGCUCCUGGUACGCGUGAAACCGAUCUUCUCGAUCCCAUUAAUAGAGUAGAUAUUGUUAACGCCAUUGUUUUAACCGGUGGUAGUGUAUUUGGACUCGAUGCAGUAUCCGGUGUAGUUCGAUAUCUUGUUGAGAAAAAUAUCGGUUUUCAGACCUCACAUCGUCGUGUUCCUAUCGUACCAGCUGCUGUACUAUAUGAUUUGAAUGUGGGUGAUGAUCCGUUUGUAGUACCUGAUGCAAACUUAGGUUAUUCGGCUUGUAUGUCCGCCAGUAACAGUCGCGUUCAUGAAGGUAAUGUUGGUGCUGGAAGUGGAGCUAGUAUUGGAAAAUUAUUUGGCAAUGAAUAUGCUAUGAAAGGAGGAAUUGGCAGUACUUCAAUAACUGUACGGGAUUCAGUGACAAACUCGACAAUCACAGUUGGGGCACUUGUCGCAGUUAACGCUGUUGGGGAUAUAUAUAAAGAUGGGAUACUACUAGCCGGUGCUCGAACUAGUGACGGGAAGCAUCUCAGAAACACGGUAGAAACCCUACUUAGCAUAAAUUCCAGCACCUUUGAUAACUUUCCGACUGGAACUGCAACCACACUUGCUUGUGUCGUGACAGAUGCCAAAUUAACUAAAGCUCAAGCCAAAAAAAUCUCGCAGAUGGCUCACGAUGGAUUUGCUCGAGCGAUAAAUCCUGUUCACACAAUGUCUGAUGGAGAUGUCGUGUUCACGUUGGCCACUGGUUUAUUUUCUAUUUCUGACGUUAAUCUUAUUGGUAUAAUGGCAGCUUAUGUUGUUGAACGUGCAAUCGUUCGAGCCGUUGAGCAAGCAACUAGUCUUCCUGGUUUUCCUAGCGUAAACGACCUUAAUUCGAAAGGUCAGCAUCUUUCAUUCAACAUUAUAUUGUCAGCACUACUGUUUUUAUUUUCAAAUCGGCUCUUGAAAUGCUAA